AUGCACUUGCCUCGUAUCAAAGAAGCCAUCGAAUUGAGGGCUAUGUACAAAGAUCGCAUUCUGUACGUCCCAUUUUCAACUCUAGAGUCUUACUUCUUCUAUUUAGACGAGAUAAGUCGACAAUUGGUACCAUUGAAAUCACGAGCAUUGUUAUACUUAGCCGCAGCAGUCUCAGAUUUCUACAUCGAAGAAGAAAAGAUUGCCAACGCCACAAAAUUCAAUCGGACUAUAGAAACCGAUGAUUCCAUACUGAUUUCAAAAGCACGCGGUGCGUUGGAGAAAUACAAGCAUCAGUUGGUUAUCGGAAAUAUUCUACAAACCAGAAAAGUUCAUGUGGUUUUGGUGGAUGCCCACAACACGGAAGACAUCGACUUGAACCAGAGAUUCCAGUCAAUUCAGGAGCAAAUGAAAAACGGUGUGGAAAUUGAAGAGAAGAUCAUUGCAAAGGUCAAGGAGCGUCACAUCGAUUUCAUGAAGAAUCACGGAUGUUGA
This is a messenger RNA of Cooperia oncophora, 492 nucleotides long. Lineage: Eukaryota; Metazoa; Nematoda; Chromadorea; Rhabditida; Trichostrongylidae. The record is from the annotation of a GenBank genome assembly.